Peromyscus californicus insignis is the source of this 5810-nucleotide messenger RNA. It is a transcript of the gene Htr5a, whose product is annotated as 5-hydroxytryptamine receptor 5A. NCBI's taxonomy places the organism in Eukaryota, Metazoa, Chordata, Mammalia, Rodentia, Cricetidae. The record is from RefSeq and is a predicted model, not a curated record. Gene Ontology annotation, cellular component: plasma membrane; dendrite. The transcript is spliced from 2 exons. Bases 1259 to 2332 code for a protein of 357 amino acids. Gene Ontology annotation, biological process: G protein-coupled receptor signaling pathway, coupled to cyclic nucleotide second messenger; chemical synaptic transmission. Gene Ontology annotation, molecular function: G protein-coupled serotonin receptor activity; neurotransmitter receptor activity.
UGGAGGCCAGAAGGGGGUGUCUUAUUGCCUGAAAAUGGAGUUGUAGCCAGUUGUGAGGCACUACCUGAAUCCUGGGAACCAAAGCAGGUUCUCUGCAAGGGCAGCCAGUGCUCUUAAUGGCUGAGCCAUCUCUCCGGCUCCUUCAGUAGAGCUGCUGGAGAGAUUACUGCAAGCCUCUUUCUAGGUGUCAGGACACAGGCACCCUAGCUCUACACCUCAGCCUUCUCUGAGAAUAGGACAAACAGCCAUCUGUCUCCUCCUCUAAGGCAAACAACUCUUUAAGCGAGGACACUGAGCUUACCCACCUAGGAGGCAAUCACAUACUGAAAUCUGGAGGGGGAAAACAGUACGCUAGACUGUUAGUUAAGUGCCUCACUCGGGACACUUGUGCACAACACCCAUUGGAAACCGAGAUGCCGCUCGGGGCUUCAAAAUCACCUCCAGGGGGGCGUGGGUACUGGAGGGAGGCUUUAGGAAAGUUUACUAGUAAACUGGAUCCCGGCCACUGACCAAUUGGUAAAGAGCGACUGGACCUUGGACAGCCACCAAGCUGAGUGCUGGUGUAGGCGGCAGCACCGUGGACAGCGCCAAGCACCGCCGCUCGGGGAGCCAGGGGCGGGGAGAGGCGGCUUCAUCAGCUGAUGCCUUACGUAGCGCUGGAUCCCCACUUUGCUAAGGCCGGUCCGGGUGGGCGCGCCAGCGUGCGUUUUCGGAGUAGCAACCCCAGGCAUGGUGGAGAGAGGCCAGCGUAGAGCAGAAGACCAUCUCUAGAAAGCAGGUACCUGCGUGGCUUCUUCAGCAUCCGGCUGUUCCCCAGGGCGCCACUGCCCGGAGAAGGGGGUGGGGGAGCGGGCAGGGAGCAAUCUUGGACCAGUGACUGUUCUGACGCACCAGCCGGCUUCCAGGAAUCCACCGGGCAGAGACGAAUCCAAGGAUGCUCUGCUGCUGGCGACCAGACAGCGGUCUCCGCCGAGGUGAGGAAACGCAGGCAUGUGAUAGAUUAAGCGAGCCCUGGCUUCUAGACUCAGCCCCUUGAGUCCGCUUUCCAAAUCCCUAAGGAUACAGAGACUGUGCGGCUUGCAGCCUAGCUCCUCUCUGCCACGUCUCUUCCAGACUCUCACUGAUUGGAGAUUGGGGUCAGGGUGACAGGCUCUUGACAGAAACCUCUCCACUAGUCAGUGGUCGCAAACAUCUCUAUAUUGACUCCGGUGGGCUCGGUGGCUACACUGAAUCUGAACGCAGGUGUCCUGGACCAGCGAUGGAUCUGCCUGUAAACUUGACCUCCUUUUCCCUCUCCACUCCCUCUUCUUUGGAACCCAAUCGCAGCCUGGGUGCGGAAGACCUGCGCCCUAGUCGGCCCUUUCUCUCAGUUUUCCGAGUGCUAGUUCUGACCUUGCUAGGCUUUCUAGCCGCGGCCACGUUUGCUUGGAACCUGCUGGUGCUGGCCACCAUCCUCAGGGUACGCACCUUCCACCGCGUCCCACACAACCUGGUGGCGUCUAUGGCCAUCUCGGAUGUGCUGGUGGCUGCGCUGGUCAUGCCACUGAGUCUGGUGCACGAGCUGUCCGGGCGCCGCUGGCAGCUGGGCCGGCGGCUGUGCCAGCUGUGGAUAGCGUGUGACGUGCUCUGCUGCACAGCCAGCAUCUGGAAUGUGACAGCCAUAGCCCUGGACCGCUACUGGUCGAUCACACGCCACCUGGAGUACACACUCCGUGCCCGCAAGCGCGUCUCCAACGUGAUGAUCGCGCUCACCUGGGCACUCUCUGCGGUCAUCUCUCUGACCCCGCUACUCUUCGGCUGGGGGGAGACGUACUCUGAGCUCAGCGAGGAGUGCCAGGUCAGUCGCGAGCCUUCCUACACCGUGUUCUCUACCGUGGGCGCCUUCUACCUGCCGCUGUGCGUGGUGCUCUUCGUGUACUGGAAGAUUUACAAGGCCGCGAAGUUCCGCGUGGGCUCCAGGAAGACCAACAGCGUCUCCCCCGUUCCCGAAGCUGUGGAGGUGAAGGAUGCUACUCAGCAGCCCCAGAUGGUGUUCACAGUCCGCCAUGCCACCGUUACCUUCCAGACAGAAGGGGACACGUGGCGGGAGCAGAAGGAGCAGAGGGCGGCCCUCAUGGUGGGCAUCCUCAUCGGGGUAUUUGUGCUCUGCUGGUUUCCUUUCUUUGUCACAGAGCUCAUCGGUCCCCUGUGCUCCUGGGACAUCCCUGCCAUCUGGAAGAGCAUCUUCCUGUGGUUGGGCUAUUCCAACUCCUUCUUCAACCCGCUCAUCUACACAGCCUUCAACAGGAGCUACAGCAGUGCUUUCAAGGUCUUCUUCUCUAAGCAACAGUGAGGGGCCAUCUGGGAGUGCCUUCUUCCCGUAGCUCAGUGGACUGCCCUGUCCCAUGAACCUUUGCAGUCUGCCCAGCAGUGCUGAGGACAAGAUCCGUCUGCCAAGGGCACCAGGGUCACAUCGGAGCUCAGCUCGCUUCACGUCUGUGCUCAUGGGUUGGGAGUUGUCUUCUCCUGAAGGCUCUGGUGGCUUAUGCCCCCAAUUUGGGGACUCUCCCUCACUCUGUACCAGCAGCCACGGACCUGGCCCACAAAGUGCCCAUUCCUCCUCUAAAUUCACUCUAGCAUGGCCAGGAGAAAAGUUGGCCAGAGCAGACAGGAGGGAGGAGAGAGGGAGUGAACCAGCAGGUAGAGAGAGGCAGAAAGAAUGACAAGACCUAGAGCUGCCGGCGAUCACACACACCUGUAAACCCAGCACUCAGGAGACUAAGGCAGGGCGAUCUCAAAUUUGAAGCCAGCUUGGGCUACAUAAUGGGUUCAAAACCAGCUUGGGCUAUCUAAGGACAACAACAAAAUACUCCGGUGAGGCUGUUGGCAGAGCAGCAGACCAUACGGCCAAACUUCUCUGAGUAGCUAGUCAUCAUGUCAGACUUCUGCUCUGUGGUCCUAGAGUGUAUACCCUAAUACUUCUGAGUCCUUCCUGAUAUCUGACCACAAAAUUCUGUCCCUAAACAUAGCAAAGCCCAGUCCCACUUGUGAGGACAGUGAUUGUUGUCUUUACUGUUUUGUUCAUGAUAAACACACACACACACACACACACACACACACACACACACACACACGCACGCACACGCACACACAUACUGCAGAAAAGGACAGUUUCCAGUUAAAAUCAACUCAGUCCAUCAUCUUGGAACUGGAAAAAUGAAAUAUUUCCUUCCAUUCUGAAACAACUGUUCACGAAAAAAUAGAAAAAAAACUACUAAUGUCACAGAAUUUGUCAAAAUUAUUUAUUUGCUGUGGGUUUUUCUUUGUGUAAUUCCUUCAAAUGUUUCUGGCCUUAGUGUUUCAUCAUCCCUGGAUAAAUAAGACUCCAGAUUAUUAAUAGCUAUGAACUGUUGACUUCUCAAUACAGUUUCACAGUUGGUGACCACAAGGGUCUGUUUGUCCAUCAGUAACAUUCAGUAAUAGGAGUGCUGGUCACUUUGCUGUUGUGGUUUUGUUGGUAUAUGAACCUGACCAAUAGGCUGUAAGAUUGGCAAACAAAGGUCACUUAUGGCCUCUCUCAAGUUGGCAGUGUAACUGGCGAGUCUGGUAAAGACAGAGUGUUUACACGGUCACAGAAAACCUUGGCUGCACCCACACCUCCAAAGGCAGCCCGAGGGAGCUCUGAGAGCCUUAGCAAAACAGCUAAAGUGAUAAACGGAACCCCGCCGUGCGUGCUGACUUUUCCCGCACACUGAGGGUGGAGGCAUCAGAACCCACGGAGCUGUGGACCCCUCUCAGCACUUGGUUCUCAGCAAAAUCCUGAGUGAGCAAAAGCACCCGUGCUUUAGGUCACAGCAGUGAGAAACAUGCUGCCUUUACAGCCGUGGAGGGGCUGUUUCCUGAAGAAUCCUCAUCCAGGGUGUGGACCCUCAGAGCUGGCCGGGUGAUGAUGCCGGUGCAGAGAGCUGGUGUGUUUCUUCAGUUGACUGGAAGGGCAACAGCUCCAUCCUUAAGACUUUUGGGGCUUGUUUGUUUUUUUUUGUUUGUUUGUUUGUUUUUGUUUUUGUUUUUGUUUUUGUUUUGUUUUGUUUUUGAGACAGGGUUUCUCUGUGUAACAGCUCUGGCUAUCCUAGAACUCACUUUGUAGAUCUGGCUGACUUCAAACUUGGAGAAAUCCACCUUCCUCUGCCUCCUGAGUGCUGGGAUUAAAGGCGUGCACUACCACCGCCUGGCUAAGAGUUUUUAAGUAUUCAUUUAGGUUUAAGACAGGGCCUCACUAAGUAGUCUUGGCUGUCCUGGAACCUACUCUAUAGACUAGACUGAUCUUAAACUCACAGAGAGCUACCUGCUUCUGCCUUUGCUGAAAAGGUGUGUACUAUCAUACCUGAAUUUUUUAAAUACAAAAAUUCCCAAUACUCUGGGGCCCAUUUUCUGGGAGCAGCGGCCUGAACCAGUCACACAUCCUACACUAAAGGACUGGGUCUAAGCCAGGCUGGAAAUCGAACAGAAUGGCUCACAUAUCCAUGACUGUUCUCAUAACCAGGGUUUGCUAAGUGUUUGAACAAAAGCUUCGCUUUUUGUUGUUUUUUUGUUUUCUGGCUUUAGUCAGAUAUAAGAAGUUUUUUGUUUUUGUUUGUUUUUUUGAGUCUGAGUCCUAUGAAAACGAUGCACAUAGAAUGUUCUAAACUGUGCAAAUUCUGCACUGUGUCCUUCACUGUCCCCCUCAGCCUUUAGAUGGAGGAAAGGAGGAGUGUGCUAGUUUCUCUCCACUUCUCUGUAGCUGCAUGUGUAAAGAUAUCUAGCCACUAGCGACCGCCCACUCAGCUGCAUGCUGAGAUCCCGACAGUCACUUUAGCCCAUGCUACCACCCGAAGGCUUCUGACUGCCACCACUUUUAUCACCACACGGGGCAGCUUUGCCCAUAGCACCUCAAUUUAAGACAAACCUCUUACUCAUCAUUCAAAACGUCUACAAACUCUUGGGCAAUAAAACUCCAUUAUAUUCCAUGUCCCGGAUUCCUCAAGUGCACAAAUUAAAACUGUGUAUUGUAACAUGAACGUACAGGCAUAUUAUACUGUAUAUAAUAAAUUAUACCCAUCAACAUUCCAAAAUAGAAAAUUUGUGAUAAUUUCUUUGUGGCUUUGACAUGAAGUUAUCUUGGAUUUCCUGCAAAGACAACCUUUAUACGAGAGCGUGAACGGAUCUAGGGUGUUAGACAGCCAGCAGCGUGACUGUACACAUGCUGAAUGUGGAGUCCUGUCUGUACGAAAGCAAUGCAAUGGAGAACUUAACUGGGAUCUCCUUGGAUUUUUUCCUUACUUCUGUAUAUAUCUUACUUGGCAUACUAGACCCAUAAAUAGUUUAAAAUACAGACUUACUUACUUCCUUAUUUUCUCUGUCCCCAAGAUCACCUGGAACCACGGGGAUCACUGGGCAUUAUUGCUUUUCAUUGUUAUAAUGGGAGAUGUGUCUGUUGAGUGCCCACAAGUAAAGGAAUGGGCACAGCAUGUGGAAUCCAGUGCAAACUGUACCAUGUCUGUCUAUUUGAGAUUCCCGGUGGGAUUUCUCAUUCAGUCCCAAAUUUCAAUAUUUAUCUUACUGGUUUUUCUUAAAGGUUUAUUUGAAGCUGGAGAGAUGGCUCAGUGGUUAAGAGCACAUACUACACUUGCAAAUCACCUGAAUUCUAUUCCUAGCACCCACAUCAGGUGACUCACAACCACAUGUAACUCCAUCUCUAUGGGAUCUGAUACCUCCAGCCUGAGCAGGCACCUGUACACAUACACACAUGUGCUAACCUAAUUUUCAAAACAAUAAAUAUAAUGAUUUUUUAA